Molecule: messenger RNA, 347 nt
Organism: Acanthisitta chloris (rifleman)
Lineage: Eukaryota; Metazoa; Chordata; Aves; Passeriformes; Acanthisittidae
Gene: NRG4
Product: neuregulin 4
Exons: 3
Biological process (GO): nervous system development; animal organ development; intracellular signal transduction
Molecular function (GO): chemorepellent activity
Source: RefSeq, a predicted model, not a curated record
GUCAUGAAGAACUCUGUGGCAGCAGUUAUGGAUCUUUUUGUCUAAAUGGAGGGAUUUGUUAUAUGAUUCCUACUGUAUCCAGUCCAUUCUGCAGGUGCAUUGAGAGUUACACAGGAGCCCGUUGUGAGGAGGUUUUGCUGCCCAGCAUCAAGUCCCAAACACAAUGUGACCUGUUUGCAGCUUUCUUGGCUUCACUUCUUCUUCUAGGAGUUCUUGUAAUUGGAGUAUUCUACUUCCUUUGCAGGAAAGUUUCCAUUCCAAGGACAAGUUCUUCAGAGUGUGGUGCCAACCUGGUUGAAGCUACAAGCAGCAAUGGCUGCAACAGUGAGUACAACAGAGUGAAAUGA